AUGCGUGACGUGUGUCCAGCCGCCCGGACCGCUGCCACGGGGCACACCCCCUGGGCGCGGCCUCCUCUUCCCGGUCGACAAGGCGCGGUGCUUUGCUGUCGGCGCUGGGCGACCCACCACCAGGCGGCUUACACUGGGCGGCAUGCGCAGCAGGAAGCACGGGUUCUCUGGGCGGCAGCCGGAAACCGAUGGGCAGGGAGCGAAGAGCUGACGUGGCGAGUCAGCUGCGUCGCAGGGUGGCUGGGUGGUCAACUUGGGUCUGGGAGGGACGAAGCAUGCAGGCAAGGGCGAAGCUUGGCGGGCCGGAGUGGACCUCCGGCGUGGCGCCGAGGGAGCUGCGGGGCCGGGGGGGUUGUCGAUGCUUGUUCAAGGUCACAUGGGAUUGUUUAG
Ustilaginoidea virens is the source of this 390-nucleotide messenger RNA. RefSeq lists its product as uncharacterized. Lineage: Eukaryota; Fungi; Ascomycota; Sordariomycetes; Hypocreales; Clavicipitaceae. The record is from RefSeq and is a predicted model, not a curated record. The coding region runs from base 1 to 390 and encodes 129 amino acids. The transcript has a single exon.